Messenger RNA from Paramuricea clavata, 1350 nucleotides. The record is from the annotation of a GenBank genome assembly. Lineage: Eukaryota; Metazoa; Cnidaria; Anthozoa; Malacalcyonacea; Plexauridae.
AUGAAACGUGCAAGACAGUCACCACCGGAUGCCGAACCUAUUGAAGAACAUGAUAGUGGUUUUGUGGGUCCUAUGACAUUAUUUGAUACGUUCCCACAUAAUGACACAUUUGUCGAAACACGUACUUUAGAAUUACUCCCCAACCCUAGUACGGAGAAUGCUGAAAUCUAUACGUUUAUGCAUAAUCGGCAGGAUUAUGGUGUGAUAGAUAUGAUUGAUGCAAAACUAUCUGCAAAUUUGCGUGUGGCGGUAACAGUUGGGGGUGCCGCACCCGCCGCCGAUAGAAAUGUAUCUGUUAACAUGGCACCGUUACGUUACGGUUGGAAAACCAAAGCGGUAUAUUUAAAUAAUCAAUUAAUUACACCACAAUCGAGUAAGGAAAAUGAACUUGAGUUUACUCAUGAUUUUCUAACCACCGUACCCUCAGAGUACCUUGAUGAUAAAAAUAUUAAUUUAAUGAUCCGCGACACACCCGGGCAGAUGGAUGUAGUCACAAAUUUGCAUCAUAAUACGAAUGCGACGGGUAAUACAAAUCUGGGUGCUAGAGAGAGAUUUGUUAAAAUAAAUCAAGCCGCAGUAUUUCGAUGUAUUGAUAAACUAGAUGUGUUGGGACGUGUUAAACGUUAUGUCCCCACAUCGUUUGAUAUCAAAGUGGUUUUAACUCGAUUGGAGAAGAAUAAAGUCUUGUAUGGUACGGCCGCACAAUGUGCGGUAGUAGAGUUGAAAAUGGCGGAUUUAAAAUUAGUCAUGCCGAUUUUAAAACCAAACGCCCAAUUAUCAGCAGCCAUCAAUGAUUUGAUGAUUCAAAAAGGUGAAGAAUGUCGCUAUUAUAAAAUUACACACCGGUAUGUUGCAAUACCCGUUCCUAUCAAUAGUCGCCACAUUCAGCACAAAGAUAUUUUCAAUGGGGCACGACCUACGCGUCUUGUGACAAAAAUUAUAUCACAAGCUCGUUACAAUGGUUCGUAUGAAUUAUGUCCGUUCAAAACACCUUUCCCCAAUAUUUAACGUUUUGCUGUAAGCAUCAAUGAAGCCGAAAUACACCCUGUAAUUACUCAUUCAAAAGAGGCAUACAUUAAUUUACGACAAUCAUUGGAUAGACGACAUAGCGAAAUGCCUUGUACAUAUGACGAGUAUCUAUCAGAUUUCGGUAUGAUUGUUACAGAUUUAUCCCCGAAUCGUGAUGGUUUUUCACAAGUUUUACCCAAUUCAACAAGCGGGAAUUUGGGCGUGAAGAUUGAUUUUGCACAAGACACCACCGCCGCACAACAGCUAAUUUGUAUCGGUGAAUUUAGAAAUCAGAUGAGUGUUGGUUUUGGGACACAAGCACGUUUAAAAUACGCUGCAUAA